AUGCUCUGUGCCUAUCUUCGGAGCUCGACAGGAUACUCUCGGGGCGUGUAUCCGUCUGCACGGCGGAGGUGCAAAUGGGUCGCUCCGGUCAUGAAGAAAGCGUUGAAGCAUUUCAAUUUGUUCCGCCUUCUCGCUCAGAAGUCUCAAACCGAGAGGGAAUCCGAUAGGGAUGUUGAGACACCCUCCCCACAUGUUGCUCCGAUUCCUUUGGAAAGCAACCAUCACCACGAUACGUUAUCGUCAAAGUUGCCAAAUGUACAAUUUACCGCCCGUGUCGUAAGUGUGAAUUUCACUAGACAGGAAGUGACAAGGCCUCAAACUCUGAGCGUGCGUUAUAACGUUACCAUUGAACCGCUUCUCGUUUCCGUGCAUGCUCGUAGCGGAGUGGCUAGAAGCCAGCCUGUUUUUAGUCAUCGGCCAUGA
Messenger RNA from Fomitiporia mediterranea MF3/22, 423 nucleotides. RefSeq lists its product as uncharacterized. The transcript has 3 exons. The record is from RefSeq and is a predicted model, not a curated record. Bases 1 to 423 code for a protein of 140 amino acids. NCBI's taxonomy places the organism in Eukaryota, Fungi, Basidiomycota, Agaricomycetes, Hymenochaetales, Hymenochaetaceae.